Molecule: messenger RNA, 705 nt
Organism: Clonostachys solani
Lineage: Eukaryota; Fungi; Ascomycota; Sordariomycetes; Hypocreales; Bionectriaceae
Source: the annotation of a GenBank genome assembly
AUGGCAAACCAACAACCCAUCACCACCAUCCCCCCCUUUUCGGACACGGCGAAGCUCCCCUCCUGUGCCGUGGCCUGCCAGCCGCUCUGGGACGCCAAUGGAAAAUGUGUACCUCCCGCCGUUUCCACAGCCGAUGCCUCGGUUUACAUGGACUGCUUCUGCAAAGAUUCCCGGGUGACGGGAUUCUCGACAGCGACCACCGGUGUAUGUGACAAUGCCUGCGACGCCAACGGCCUGGGCUCAAUUGUCACCUGGUUCCGCGGCACCUGCAGCGCUUACGGCGGUUCCCAAACAACGACGACAGCUGGAGGCAAUUCUGGGGGUAGUUCGGGCAGCAAGAAUCGUGGGGGCGGAGACUGGAUCUCCAACCAUUGGCAAUGGGUCAUUAUGAUUGUCAUUGUUGUUGUCGCCAUCGUCGGUAUCUGGGUCGGCGCCUGCAUCUGGCGCCGUCGAUAUAUUAAGAAGAAGGAUCGCCAAUCGACCAUCGGCCAGAAACAAUCCGGCUCAGCAUCGCAUCCCUCAUGGGGCCCCGGAUUCCCAGACCCUGCUGCCUCGGGCCCUAAUAUCGCCUCGACACCCCCAACAGACGACCCUCGUGCCAAAGGUGUCUUCAUGCCCGGAGCCCUGGCCUCCGCCUUUGGUAAAGGCGGUGGUGAAGCCCAGGAGGGCAAAAAGAAGAAGUGGAUUGUUAAGGAGCGUACAUGA